ACAUUUGCCCGCCGAACGCACGUACGUCAAAACGUCGGAUGUAAACAAACAGGCGAAAACCGAACAUACUUUCUCGUCGCUGACUGCGGGAAAACCCCCCGUGUACACACAUAUUUUCACGAUGGAAAACGUGAAAACUCACCAUGAGCAGGAAGUGACGGGCGUGGUGUCGCGGAGUGGUCGUGUUUGCAAGAAACCUACCAAACUGAUGGACUUCCAAUCGCCGGAUGAUAUUGAAGCGAAGCAAAAGAAGCUGCCAGGCUCUUCGCAUCGGAAUUCGGCCAAACUGUCCUCUUCUCAGGAAGAUGUACACACGGAGUCGGAUGAGAAUGAUGAUGAGUCCCACACGAACGGAUCAAGCGGAAUCGAAUCAUCGUACAGCAGUGAUGAGGAUCCGAUGGAGCUUGACGACGGGAUGGAUGAUGGUGAUCGAAGCGAAGGCGAGCUAGUGAUUGACUCUGCAUCGAAGAAAAAGGCGGUGAAAAAAAGGAACGAUAAAAGCAAACGCUCCGGUCGUGUCUCAAAAGCGGGAAGCCGAACCGCUACCAAGCGUAGGAAGGCGAACAAACGUAGCUCGACCCCACACAAGAGGAAGGAGAAACCCGUCCCAGCAAAGCCUGCCGCCGGUUGCUUGCCAACCGAUGUAGCGGCACAUCUAAGCCUACUGGGCGACAGUUUAACCAUUAUCGGGGAACGGUUAAAGGAACACGAAGGACAGAUAACCGUUUCCGGCAGUUUGUCGGUACUGCUGGACAGCUUGAUUUGCUCGCUCGGACCGCUGAUGUGCCUGACGCUUCAAAUACCGGGAUUGGACCGUAAUUCCGACCAUCUGCGGGAACUGUUCCGAUCCACGCUGGACAACAUUGCCUACGUAAUGCCCGGUUUGUAGACGGCAUUUUGUUUCGUAUUAAUUCUUCCAAUAUUUUUAAUUUAAUACGUGAUACUUUUAGUUCUAUUUUAUUUUUGGAAAUUUGAAGAAAUUAUAAAUAUAAAGAAAAAAAAACAACAUGCCCUACUGGUACUGUA
Molecule: messenger RNA, 1026 nt
Organism: Anopheles stephensi (Asian malaria mosquito)
Lineage: Eukaryota; Metazoa; Arthropoda; Insecta; Diptera; Culicidae
Product: HMG domain-containing protein 4
Exons: 5
Coding region: 122-889 (255 amino acids)
Source: RefSeq, a predicted model, not a curated record